UGCGCAUGCGCGACUCGCUCGGGGCUGAUGGAGGAAACAUGGCCACUGGUGUCAUCGGUUUGUAGCGUAGCAGAGCCCAAAGCUGCCGCUGUUUGCUGCGAAAACCGCCGCCUACCAGCUAUCUGUCACCCGCUGCAGCUUGUCAGAACACCUUGGGCCCGAUGUCUGUGGCCAAUGCAAAGCACACGGUUCUGGAUCCGGUGAUCCCAUACACUGGACCCAUACCUGGCGGCCUGCACCCAGGGGAGAUCAUCAUCAUCCAGGGUACUGUGCCACCAGAUGCUGACAGGUUUCAGGUGGACCUGUCAAGCGGCUGCAGCACCAAACCACGCUCUGACGUCGCUCUCCACUUCAGCCCUCGCUUCAAUGACUCCCCCUGUGUGGUGUGCAACUCCCUGCUGCGGGACGAGUGGGGGAAAGAGGAGACAUUGCACCAGCUGCCCUACAAGCGUGGAGCCCCCUUUGAGACCAUCAUUCUAGUGCACAAGAAUGCUUUUAAGGUGGCAGUAAAUGGUACUCACCUGUUGGAGUACAAACACAGAAUCCCUCUGAGCGGGGUCGACACCUUUUCUAUUUCCGGUAAUGUCAGGGUCCACGCCAUCGGCUAUAUCCCAAACUCGGCAAUAUAUUCAGAAUCAGGUGAUUUGGGUGUCCCUUACAAAGGCAGUAUACUCAAGGGACUGAGCCCAGGGCAGCAUAUCACAAUAAAAGGGCAGGUCAGCAUGUACCCGCACAGCUUCACUGUCAAGCUCUGCAACAGCAAGACGGAGAACGUUGCUCUCCAUCUGAACCCCCGGAUGAAGUCGGGCGUCUUCAUCAGGAACUCGUACCUGGAUGGAUCCUGGGGUCAGGAGGAGAGGGAGCUGCCCUUCUUUCCCUUCUCACCGGGCGAAUACUUUGAGAUCCUCCUCCUCUGUCAGCCCCAUCAGUUCAAGCUGGCAGUGAACGGGUCCCACUUGUUCGAGUUCAGGCACCGGGUCCAGGACCUGAGCAGCAUCGACCAGCUGGAGAUCAUGGGGGACCUGGAGCUCAAUGAUGUGAAGCUGUGGUGACUUUUAAGCUAAAACAUUGGAAACCGGCUGGUCAGUGCUCAGUUAGCCUACGAUGAGCCAGAUGAUGGAGCCUGAAUAUGGAGGAAUCAGUGGCGACUUCAGGUUUCAGCUAACCUAGCACCGUUACUGUGGUUGUUGGGAGUUUGGACACAUUGAUUCAUGACAGGAAAUAGGCUGACUUUAGGUGUCCCUCAGUCUUUUCUGAUCUGGUAAUCAGUGAAUGUGUGCUGUUGCAAAUAAAACACGGCAUAUGUAUAUUUAAGCACUUAGGCUUUGCUUAUAAUGUAAAUUAUAUGCAAGUCUUAAAUUGAGACAAUGAAUGAAAAUUCUGUUCCUUUCUUUUGGAGCAAUGCUCAAUACAGGAAAAACCAUCUGUAUAAGUAAAAGAACUGAUCUCAUCUUUGCACCAUCGUUGUGCAUGAUUGUAUUUUACACUUAAUAGUAUUAUUUUGUCAUAAACUUCAUUUUCUAUCAUACAAAAGCCCAUUGCUCAUCCUUUUUUAAACAUUUUCAUCCAAUUUCUGUACAAUUAUCAUAUGCCUUUCAUUCAACGAUUGAUCAUGUUAAGGUUCAGCAGAUAAAGUCAUAAUGUGGUUCAGGGUAAAUAGUCCAAUAAUUUAACAAAUCUGUAUUGCAUUCUGUAGUGAAGAAUGGAAGAGCCCUAGUAUCCUCCUUGUUUUGAUAAAUAAAAGAUAUCUUACUGAUA
Fundulus heteroclitus (mummichog) is the source of this 1758-nucleotide messenger RNA. It is a transcript of the gene lgals8b, whose product is annotated as galectin 8b. Lineage: Eukaryota; Metazoa; Chordata; Actinopteri; Cyprinodontiformes; Fundulidae. The record is from RefSeq and is a predicted model, not a curated record. Bases 162 to 1052 code for a protein of 296 amino acids. Gene Ontology annotation, molecular function: carbohydrate binding. The transcript has 8 exons.